AUGGAACCUGUCGAUUUGAGGUUGGCAAAGAAGCGCGAGAGUCGGACACGCGCUCCGACGGCCUGUCAGACAUGUCGUCUACGCAAGACCCGGUGCGACAAUAACAGGCCCACAUGUAGCUAUUGUGCUCUGCAAGGGGUAGAUUGCAUCUAUCCUGAGACGUCCCCACGCCCUAGCCAAUCUGGGUACGAUUCGUCCAAUCAGGAGAUCCUGCAACAGCUUAAUCAUAUUUCCUCGCUGCUGGAAGAUAUCAAAAAUGACAGUUCUCCGGGCGGUUCCUCGGCUCGUUCGCUCCGGAGCUCCUUGCUCGGAUUGACUGCCCAGAACCCCAGUCCACUGGCUGAUAUGGGGCUUGCAGGAAUACAUAGUUCACGCGGCAGUAGCUCCAAUGGUGACUAUCGUGCUUGUGAGCACGAUCCCGACUUACUAUAUGCGGCUAGUUCCGCAGAGCUUAUGCUCCGUUGGCCGAUCUAUGAUAAGGUCGUCACAGAUGCUGAGAAACACAUUCGAUCCUUUCUGCUCGAUUCUCUGAAUUCUCAUUCCAAAUCGGGAACUUCACCUCCCCAGAUGUUGGGGGUUGGCCCACUUGUGGACGAUAUUCAACGUCUAUGUCGGAAAUAUCUCCGGUUAGUACAUCGGCGGAAUCCCGUAGUGGAUAUAGAAAACCUCGAGCGCUAUGCCCGUGAGGUGACCAUCCAGGGAUUAGGGUGGGACGGUCCGGCUUGUCUGGUGCUUCUUGCGUGUGCUCUAGCCUAUUCCACAUCUACAUUUAUACCGCUGGGGGAGAUUCCCGAAGAUCUAGAUCUCAUUCCUGGACCACCUCCAUCUGACGCUGAUAUUGGCCGGGCAGAGGCCUACUUCCACGCUGCAAAGCAGCGGUUUGGGUCACUACAUGCAUCUACGACGGAUAUCCAGUGCUUUCUCUUAGCUGGAUUUUACCACAGGCAUGUUAUGCGUCCGUUGGAAGCGUGGUUCUGCUUUCAGCAAGCAUCAUGCAGACUAGAAGUUCGACUGCGGUCAUUAUGCAGAGAGCAGUGGAGGGCAGAUUCCAACUACCAUAACUUGGAGUCUAGGCUAUACUGGUCUUGUAUCCAAGCUGAAUACGAAAUGCAAGGUGAAUUGCCUCUGUGGAGUAGUCGCCUUGAAAGAUUAGGAUUUUCGGACUCAUUCCCAACUUUCCCUUUCCCAACAUCUUCAUCUUCCCCAGAGCACAUGGGUGGUGAGAAUGAAGCCCAUAUGGGUAUAUUGGGUGAUCACAGUGGCACCGACGAGGAAAUGGGCUGGAAAUUCUACGUUGGAACUAUUUGCAAUCGUCGCACCGUCAAUGAUAUGUUAGUUGAUAUGUGGCGGAAUGGCGAGGAAGGAUGGGUAAACAAUGUCAGUGGUGUUGUCGAACGAACCUCUGAGGCUGUGAAAGUAGUCACAACCUGGCAUCAAAUGUGCCAAAGCAGCCUCCCGUCACCAUCCACAGCUAACCAAGACCUUGAAUUUUUCCUGUUAGGUCGUUACCACGUCGCAUGCGAGAAGAUCUACCGCCCAGUCCUCUACCUUGCAAUCCACUUCCAAUCCCUCCCAAGCUGGGUGCAAGCGGACCCCCAAAUCUCCGAAGCAGUGUUCAUCCAAGCCCAGAGAGCAAUCGAUAACUGCGUCAUUCUCCUCCCAAAUUGCUGGUACCAUUUCCGCCACGAAUGGGUCCAUAAUGUCGUGCGGGCUGUGUUCUCUUGCGGUAUCCAAAUUCUUGGUGCUGUACUAAGCAACGUGCCUAUCUCGCGGAGCCCGAAUCCUGGAGGCUGGGCUUUGAGACCGCCUGGGAAUUGGGGUGCGCUUGUGCGGCUUGGUAUUCGGAUUUUGAGGUUCUGGGAACAUGAGUCUGUGGAUGUCGAGAUUAUGAGGUCGAUGUUGGAGAGGAUGUUUCAAGGGACUUGUCGGUUGGCUGGGGUAAGGUAG
Molecule: messenger RNA, 1947 nt
Organism: Penicillium pulvis
Lineage: Eukaryota; Fungi; Ascomycota; Eurotiomycetes; Eurotiales; Aspergillaceae
Exons: 5
Coding region: 1-1947 (648 amino acids)
Biological process (GO): regulation of DNA-templated transcription
Molecular function (GO): DNA-binding transcription factor activity, RNA polymerase II-specific; zinc ion binding
Source: RefSeq, a predicted model, not a curated record